Molecule: messenger RNA, 4134 nt
Organism: Coffea eugenioides
Lineage: Eukaryota; Viridiplantae; Streptophyta; Magnoliopsida; Gentianales; Rubiaceae
Product: ARF guanine-nucleotide exchange factor GNL2
Exons: 2
Coding region: 1-4134 (1377 amino acids)
Biological process (GO): regulation of ARF protein signal transduction
Molecular function (GO): guanyl-nucleotide exchange factor activity
Source: RefSeq, a predicted model, not a curated record
AUGGAAGAUCAGCAAGAAGGAGAAAACAACAACAACAUGACUAAGAUAAAAAGAAAGGAGCUGGGAUUGUCUUGCAUGUUGAAUGCUGAGGUUGGAGCUGUUCUAGCUGUGAUUCGACGAAUACCUGAAGCAAACCCCCAAUUUCACCACCCUUCUGAAGAAAAUUAUGAUUCCACGAUACUCCAAUCUUUAAAAUCAUUAAGGUCACUCAUCUUCAAUACUGAGCAAGAAUGGCGGAAGAUUGAUCCGUCUCUCUACCUGUCACCUUUUCUUGAUGUAAUACAAAGCGAUGACAUUCCUGCAGCAGCAACGGGGGUGGCUCUUUCAUCCAUCCUGAAGAUCCUCAGGCUUGAUAUAUUUGAUGAGAAGACUCCUGGGGCUAAAGAUGUUAUGGAUGCAACUGUGACUGCAAUCACGGCUUGUCGCCUGGAGAAAACUGAUCCUGUUUCUGAGGAGGCUGUCAUGAUGAGAAUUUUGCACGUCUUGACUGCUGUUAUGAGGCAUAAAGCUUCUGUUUUGCUCACUGAUCAUGCAGUUUGUACUGUGGUCAAUACAUGCUUUCAGGUUGUCCAACAGUCGGCCCAUCGUGGCAACUUGCUUCAGCGCAGUGCAAGGUACACAAUGCAGGAACUGAUCCAAAUAAUAUAUUAUCGGUUGCCAGAUAUUGAGGUGAAUGAUUGGGAGAACUCUGAAUCAGAUACAGAAGAUAGCAAUUUGGAUUCGGGGUUUGGAAUUCGCUCGGCUGUGGAUAUCUUUCAAUUCUUAUGCUCUUUACUUAAUGUGGUUGAUAUUGCAGAGUCAGAGGUUUUGCAUGCUCAAACAACUGAUGGAGACGUUCAGCUUUUUGCCUUGGCUUUGAUCAAUUCUGCGAUAGAAUUGAGUGGUGACAGCAUAGGUAAGCACCCAAAGCUUUUGAGGAUGGUCCAAGAUGACUUAUUUCACCAUUUAAUAUACUACGGGACGUACUCAAGCCCACUAGUUUUGUCAAUGAUCUGCAGUACUGUUCUGAAUAUCUACCACUUCCUUCGCAGGUCCGUUCGUCCACAAUUAGAAGCUUUCUUCUCAUUUGUUUUGUUCAGAGCUGCAAAUCUUGGAAGCUCUCCCCAACUCCAAGAACUUGCAACUGAAGCAAUCGUGAAUUUCUGUCGGCAAUCUGCCUUCAUAAACGAAGUCUAUGUGAAUUAUGAUUGUGAUCCUAUUUUUGGGAAUGCGUUUGAAGAAAUAGGCAGGUUGCUUUGCAAGCAUGCAUUCCCAACUGGUGGCCCUUUGACAAGUUUACAGGUCCAAGCAUUUGAAGGCCUUGUACUUGUCAUUCAUAACAUUGCAGAGAACGUUGAUAAGGAAGAUGAUACAAGCCCUUCUGGACCAUAUCCAGUUGAAAUCACUGAGUAUACACCUUUCUGGGAGGAGAUUUCAAAAGAUGAUGGUCUAGAGGAUUGGGUGACUUUUGUUAGAGUAAGAAAGGCACAAAAGAAGAAGCUACUCAUUGCUGGAAAUCACUUCAAUCAAGAUGACAAGAAAGGGUUGGAGUAUCUGAAAAUUUCUCACUUAAUCCCUGAUCCUCCUGAUCCAAAAGCCUUCGCUUUGUUUUUCCGUUUCACCCCAAGACUUGACAAGACCUUGAUUGGGGAUUAUCUUGGUGAUCCUGAUGAAUUCCAUAUUCAAGUCCUCAAUGAAUUUACAAAUACAUUUGUAUUUACAGGUAUGAUAUUGGAUUCAGCUUUACGGAAUUAUUUGGAGACUUUCAGAUUACCGGGAGAGUCUCAGAAGAUUCACAGAAUACUUGAAGCAUUUUCAGAAAGAUUUUAUGAUCAGCAGUCCUCGGAACUUUUUGUGAGCAAGGAUGCCGUGUUUGUUCUUUGCUAUUCUCUCAUCAUGCUGAACACUGAUCAACACAACCCGCAAGUUAAGAAAAAGAUGACAGAAGAGGAAUUCAUCAGGAACAAUCGAGAAAUCAAUGGCGGAAGUGAUCUCCCUAGAGAAUAUUUAUCUGAGCUUUUUCAUUCUAUAUCAUCCAAAGCGAUCACACUCUUUGGUCAAUCAGGUACACCUGUAGAAAUGAAUCCGAGUAGAUGGAUUCAGCUAGUCAACCGAGCCAAACUCAUGAAGCCAUAUGUAUUGUGUAAUUUUGAUCGUCGAUUAGGAAGAGAUAUGUUUGCUGCUAUUGCUGGACCCUCAGUUGCAACUCUUGCAGCAAUUUUUGAGCAAACUGAAGAAGAGGAAAUUCUCCAUGAAUGCAUUGAGUUAUUGUUUGCAAUAGCUAGAAUAGCUCAAUAUGAAUUAGAAGACAAUCUUGAUGAGCUUAUUUGUUCGUUUUGCAAAUUCACUACCUUGCUCAAUCCUUAUGCAUCAGCAGAAGAAACCCUGUAUGCUUUCAGCAAUGAUAUGAAGCCAAGGAUGGCGACACUUGCAGUUUUCACUAUUGCAAACACUUUCAAAAAUUCCCUUCGAGGAAGUUGGAGAACUAUUGUUGAGUGCUUGUUGAAACUCAGAAGGCUUAAGUUACUUCCACAAUCUGUUGUCGAAUUUGAAAUUGCUUCAGAUGCAUCUAUUGGAACGAAGCAUGAUAAAAAUGAGUCAGCAGCAUCUAUUUCAACCCGUAAUACAAAAUUCAACCAUAUACGCCGUUCCUCUGGCUUAAUUGGUCGAUUUUCACACUUCUUAUCAUUGGAGAGCGUGGAAGAAUCUCUAAACCUUGGAGUCAGUGAAUUUGAACAGAAUCAAAACAUUAUCCAGCAAUGCCAUAUUGAAAACAUUUUCACCACCAGUUCAAGUUUACCCGAUGAAUCAUUACUGAAUCUUGGGCGUGCUCUUAUAUAUGCAUCAGCUGGGAAAGGCCAAAAGUUCAGCACUCCUGUUGAGGAGGAAGAAACUGUAGCAUUCUGCUGGGAUUUGAUUGUCAUCAUUUCUUGUGUUAAUAUGCACAGAUUCUCAACCUUUUGGCCUCACUACCAUGAUUAUCUGCUUGGAGUUGCCCAAUUUCCUCUGUUUUCACCAAUCCCAUUUGCAGAAAAGGCCAUUGUAGCUCAGAUGAAAAUCUGCCUCAAGAUCCUUUCUGCAUAUCAACUUGAUAAAGUCUCUGAGGAACUCAUCUUUAAAUCCAUAAAUCUAAUGUGGAAGUUGGAAAAAGAAAUUCUUGACACUUGCUCAGAGUUUCUAGUAAAGUCGGUGAGCAGAAUCCUGAACGAGUACCCUGCAAAUUUGCAGAGUAGCCUAGGAUGGAAGACUGUCCUGCAUUUGUUGUCAGUCACUGGACGUCAUCCUGAAACAUAUGAUCAAGGAGUUGAGUCACUUAUCAAUUUGAUGUCUGAUGGAAUGCACAUAUCGCGGACUAACUAUGCCUCCUGUAUUGAAUGUGCAUUUGGUUUUGUUGCACUCAAGAAUAGUCCAGUGGAAAAGAACAUAAAAAUUAUGGACCUCAUGUCUGAUUCAGUGAAAUUGUUGGUUCAGUGGUUUAGAAGUGGGUACUCAGAUCCGGGUAGCAAUGUUAGUACGGGAAGCAACGCAAGCACCUCUUCCACGGAAGACACUGCAAGAUCAGGCAGCUCUGCCAGCUUCAUCAUGAACUUAUUUGUCAAACUAGGUGAAGCCCUUCGAAGGACAUGCUUAGCCAGGAGAGAAGAAGUGAGAAACCAUGCGGUCAUUUCUCUUCAGAGAAGCUUCAUCCUGGCUGAGGAACUGUGUUUUACACCGGCAAACUGUAUUUACUGUUUUAACAGCUUGAUCUUUGCCAUGGUUGAUGAUAUACACGAGAAGAUGCUGGAAUAUUCAAGGAGGGAGAAUGCAGAAAGAGAAACUCGAAGCAUGGAAGGAAGUUUGAAGCGUGCAAUGGAGGUCUUAGUGGAAGUUUAUUCGCAGCUUUUGAAACCGAUAUCAGAAAGUCCUCAUUUUAGGCCUUUCUGGAUGGGACUGUUGCGAAGAAUGGAUACGUGCAUGAAGGCAGAUUUGGGAGGGUAUGGCAAAUCAGAUAUGCAAGAGGUAAUACCAGAUUUACUAAAAAGGAUUAUCUCAAUAAUGAAGGAAAACGAGUUGUUAAUUCCCAAAGAAGGUGAUGACCUGUGGGAGAUAACCUAUGUUCAGAUACAGUGGAUUGCUCCGUCACUCAAGGACGAACUAUUUCCUGGUGCACCGUAG